This is a messenger RNA of Phragmites australis (common reed), 1689 nucleotides long. RefSeq names its product phenylalanine--tRNA ligase, chloroplastic/mitochondrial-like. Lineage: Eukaryota; Viridiplantae; Streptophyta; Magnoliopsida; Poales; Poaceae. Gene Ontology annotation, cellular component: mitochondrion; cytoplasm. Gene Ontology annotation, biological process: phenylalanyl-tRNA aminoacylation. Gene Ontology annotation, molecular function: phenylalanine-tRNA ligase activity; tRNA binding; ATP binding. Bases 71 to 1429 code for a protein of 452 amino acids. The transcript has 10 exons. The record is from RefSeq and is a predicted model, not a curated record.
GUCGUCUUCUUGUCGCCCUUUCGCUUUCGCUCUCCUCUCCAGCCCACAAGAAGCCGCCGCAGCCGCAGCCAUGCGCCCGCUUAUCCGAACCGCCCGCUGCUGCCUCAGCGCUCGUGUUCGCGCCAUGGCCACGCUUCCCAUGGCCCCCGCCGCCACCGCCAUCUCCUCCUCCUCCUCCCCCACCAGCCCCCUCUCCACCUCUUCGCUCCCUCACCGCCUCCUCCUCGCCCGCUUCCUCCCCGCCACGCCGGCGCCGGCCGGGACGAGGGGGCUCCGGACGUCCGCGGCGGCUGCAGCCUCCGCCGUCGAGGUGGGCGGCGUCAAUAUCGCGCGCGAGGAUGUCGUCAAGGAGGAUGACCCGACAAACAACGUACCAGACACUAUAUUUUCAAAGAUCGGCCUGCAGUUGCACAGGAGGGAUAACCAUCCUCUAGGGAUUCUGAAGAACACAAUUUACGAUUACUUUGACAAGAACUUUGCUGGGGAGUUUGACAAGUUUGAUGACCUUUGCCCCCUUGUUUCUGUCAAGCAGAAUUUUGAUGAUGUCUUGGUCCCUGAUGACCAUGUAAGCCGGAGUUACAAUGACACGUACUAUGUUGACGGUCAAACCGUCUUGAGGUGUCAUACCAGUGCUCAUCAAGCUGAGCUGCUAAGGGAUGGACGUACACACUUUCUUGUAACUGGGGAUGUUUACCGUAGGGAUUCUAUUGAUUCAACUCACUAUCCUGUCUUCCAUCAGAUGGAAGGCUUCCGUGUCUUCUCUCCAGAUGACUGGUCAGGUUCUGGCAUGGAUGGGACAGCUUAUGCAGCUGCAGAGCUCAAGAAAACGCUGGAAGGCUUGGCAAGACAUCUGUUUGGUGCUGUGGAGAUGCGAUGGGUUGACACUUACUUCCCAUUCACAAACCCAUCCUUCGAGCUCGAAAUAUAUUUUCAGGAUGAUUGGUUGGAAGUUUUGGGAUGUGGAGUCACCGAGCAGGAAAUUUUGAAAAGAAACGGUAGGACAGACCACGUGGCAUGGGCCUUCGGACUGGGCUUGGAGCGCCUCGCAAUGGUCCUUUUUGAUAUUCCAGAUAUUCGACUCUUCUGGUCAAAUGAUCAACGGUUCACAUCCCAGUUCUCAGAAGGCAAGCUUGGUGUCAAGUUCAAGCCAUUUUCAAAGUUUCCACCUUGUUACAAGGAUAUGAGUUUCUGGAUCAAUGAUGCAUUUACGGAGAAUAAUUUAUGCGAAAUUGUCAGAGGAAUCGCUGGAGAUCUUGUAGAGGAGGUAAAGCUCAUCGAUAAUUUCACCAACAAGAAAGGCAUGACGAGUCAUUGCUACAGAAUAGCCUAUAGGUCCAUGGAGCGUUCACUCACAGACGAGGAGAUUAACGACCUGCAGUGGAAUGUCAGGGAAGCUGUGAAAAGUAAACUAAAAGUCGAGUUGAGAUAGAAGUGAGCUAGUUCAGGUGUUAUACCAAGAACUAAUUUCGCCUGUCUUUAUAUGUAAAUUCAUUGAAAAGGUAUUUUUGGUCUAUGGAGAAAGUGGAUUCAUUUGUUUAUGUAUUGAUCCACGUCUUCUAUUCUCUUUAAGGGUAAAAUACCCUGUUCAAAUUGGCUUUCGUUACAUCGUGCAGCUCACAAUGAUAACAAAUGGUGUCCAUUGCUCAGUUUUUGCUGAUAUCAGUGUGUAAUAAGAAGGCCUCUUAUGUA